UCUCUCAGCGGCUCAACCCCUCCUCCUCCUCCUCCUCCUCCUCCUCCUCCUCCUCCUCCUCCAAAGAUGUCGCAUGAGCUUCUCCUCUCUCCGCGGCGUUUCUUUUCUUUUUUCUUUUCUUUUUCUUUCAGCGCCCUGAACAGUUAACCGAAUUCAGACAGAUUAGGAGCUCGCACUGGCCGCGAGCAGCCUCCCUCGUCCAGGCGCACGGACUGGCCCCCCUCCCCACAACGGAGGUGUUUAAACCCUCAACCCGGCGCAUCCUCUCUCUCUCUCUCUCUAGCUCUCUCUCUCUCUCUCUCUCUCUCUCUAGCUCUCGCUCUCUGUCUCUCUCUCUCUCUCUCCUCAACCGCCGCAGAACUCCGCCGACCAACCGUCAGGUGACCGCGCGGAGCGGAAUAUUCAUCAGCACCGUCGUCGUCUUUCAUCCCUUCACUCCUCUGGACUCCAGGCAACCGGAGCUGCCGCAGACCCGGUCCCCGCUGUAUCCUCGCAUCUGGUUUGGGACAUUCUCCGCUUCACGCACACGCAGAUUAACGGGGAUUCUGUCUCCCCGCCCGCGCACUGAUGCUGAUGUCCUUGAGCUCGGCCUGCACGGUCCUGGUGGUGCAGCAGUAGCUACCUCUGAACUGGAUCCACGUACUGUCUCUGACUUAUCAGCCGCCUUUGCCUCGCUCGCCCCUCUCUCCAUCCGUCCGUCAUCCCUCCGUACCCGUCUGCAGAGUCCGUCAGCCCGUCCCAAUGUCCAUGGACUGGCCGUGACCCCGGAGGGAGGGGGACAGAAACGAAGAAAGAGCGGAGUCGCAGAGGAAACGGAGGAGAAGGAAGCUGGAUUCACUCAGACGUCACGCUUCUGAAGUGCCCCUGCUCGCUGUCCUUCAUCCCCCUCACCCUCCUCCUCCUCCUGUUAUGGAGAAUUAAAGGAGCAGUGGGAGGCUAGGCCAAUAUAGUGAGGAGACAAAAACACAUAACCAUCAUUGCCCUUAAAUAAGAUUAAAGAAGGGUUUAGGCGUGUCGUUAUAAUUACACAUUUUAAAGUAAGAUAUUAAGGCAGAGAUUCUGACUGUUGAGCACAUGAACACCCCUCCACCAACCAAACGAAAGUGGAACUGAGUUGAGGACAGACUACGGAGAGAAAGGAGGACCACAACAGAAAAAACCCUAACUGACAUGUCAACAACAGCCACGAUGGGUGAAAUGGCAAACAGCGCAGUGGAGUUUUAUCCCAAAGGGACUAGAGGCGGGGGCGGAGGAGGAGGAAGGGCAGAUGGCAGCCACGCAGGGGGAGACUUUGGGGUCACGGUGAUGGACCUCAGGGAGCUGAUGGAGCUCCGAGGGACCGACGCCCUGCAGAAGAUCCAGGACAGCUACGAAGACACAGAGGGGCUCUGCCAGAGACUACAGUCCAGCACCACUGAGGGUCUCACUGGGGACCCAGCGGACCUGGAGCGUCGGCACCAAGCGUUUGGCCAAAACUUCAUCCCCCCGAAGAAACCCAAGACUUUCCUGGAGCUCGUGUGGGAGGCCUUGCAGGACGUCACGCUCAUCAUCUUGGAAGCCGCCGCCAUCAUCUCCCUCGGCCUCUCUUUCUACCAGCCUCCUGGGAAGGAAAGCGAAUCAUGUGGGAACGGUUCAGGGGGUGCAGAGGACGAAGGCGAGGCCGACACGGGCUGGAUAGAGGGUGCGGCCAUCCUGCUGUCUGUCGUGUGCGUCGUCCUGGUGACGGCGUUCAAUGACUGGUCCAAAGAAAAGCAGUUCCGGGGUCUACAGAGUCGGAUCGAGCAGGAACAGAAGUUCACUGUCGUGCGGAAAGGAAAUGUCAUCCAGAUCCCUGUGGCUGACAUGGUGGUUGGGGACAUGGCCCAGGUCAAAUAUGGGGAUCUGCUGCCAGCUGAUGGUAUCUUGGUUCAAGGCAACGAUCUGAAGAUAGAUGAGAGCUCUCUGACAGGAGAGUCUGACCACGUACGCAAGUCUGUGGAUAAGGACCCGAUGCUGCUCUCAGGUACCCACGUGAUGGAGGGCUCGGGCAGGAUGCUGGUGACAGCUGUAGGUGUGAACUCACAGACAGGCAUCAUCUUCACCCUUCUGGGUGCUGGAGAGAUGGAGGAAGAUGGGAAGGAGAAGAAAGGAAAACAACCCGAUGGAGCUGUGGAGAACAAUCAGAACAAAGCCAAGAAGAAGGAUGGGGGUGUUGCCAUGGAGAUGCAGCCCCUGAAGAGUGCCGAGGGAGGGGAGGUAGAGGACAGGGAGAAGAAGAAGACCAACGUCCCAAAGAAAGAGAAGAGUGUGUUGCAGGGCAAGCUCACCAAACUGGCUGUUCAAAUCGGCAAAGCAGGUUUGGUGAUGUCAGCCAUCACUGUCAUCAUUCUGGUGCUGUACUUUGUCAUCAACACGUUUGUCGUCGAAGGUCGCACUUGGAUGACAGAGUGUACUCCGGUCUACAUCCAGUACUUUGUCAAGUUCUUUAUCAUUGGAGUCACUGUGCUGGUGGUGGCUGUCCCAGAAGGCUUACCUCUCGCUGUCACCAUCUCUCUGGCUUACUCUGUCAAGAAAAUGAUGAAGGACAACAACCUUGUACGCCACCUGGAUGCGUGCGAGACCAUGGGCAACGCCACGGCCAUCUGCUCCGACAAGACCGGCACCCUCACCACCAACCGCAUGACUGUUGUGCAGACCUACGUAGGUGACGUGCACCACCGAGUGAUCCCGGACCCUGGACAGAUCAACCCCCGGACACUGGAACUGUUAGUCAAUGCUAUCGCUAUCAACAGCGCCUACACCUCCAAGAUCUUACCACCUGAUGUGGAGGGGGGUCUGGCCAAGCAGGUGGGCAACAAGACGGAGUGUGGCCUGCUGGGAUUUGUAUUAGACCUACAGCAGGACUACACCCCUGUCAGAGAGCAGAUCCCUGAGGAGAGACUGUACAAGGUGUAUACGUUCAACUCAGUGCGUAAAUCCAUGAGUACUGUGAUCAAGCUGCCUGACGGUUCCUUCCGCCUCUACAGCAAAGGAGCUUCUGAGAUUAUGCUAAAGAAGUGUUCCUACAUCCAGGAUGCCAAUGGAGAGGCGCGCACUUUCCGACCACGUGACAGAGAUGAGAUGGUCAAACAGGUGAUUGAGCCAAUGGCAUGUGAAGGCUUGAGGACCAUUUGCAUUGCAUAUCGUGACCUGCCGUCUAAUCAGGAGCCAGACUGGGAAAACGAGGCAGAGAUAGUGACAGAGUUGACCUGCAUCACUGUGGUUGGGAUAGAGGACCCUGUACGGCCUGAGGUGCCUGAUGCCAUCCGUAAGUGUCAGCGUGCAGGCAUCACGGUUCGAAUGGUGACUGGUGACAACAUCAACACAGCCAGGGCCAUCGCUGCUAAAUGCGGCAUCAUCCACCCCGGGGAUGAUUUCAUCUGUAUAGAGGGCAAAGACUUCAACCGACGAAUCAGGAACGAGAAAGGAGAGAUUGAGCAGGAACGAAUCGACAAAAUCUGGCCCAAACUUCGUGUAUUGGCUCGAUCUUCACCAACAGACAAGCACACACUGGUUAAAGGCAUCAUUGACAGCAGCGUCAUAGAGCAGAGGCAGGUUGUCGCAGUAACAGGAGAUGGAACUAAUGACGGACCUGCUUUGAAGAAGGCUGAUGUCGGCUUUGCCAUGGGUAUUGCGGGGACAGACGUGGCUAAAGAGGCGUCGGACAUCAUCCUGACGGAUGACAACUUCAGCAGCAUCGUCAAGGCGGUGAUGUGGGGACGAAAUGUCUACGAUAGCAUUUCCAAGUUCCUGCAGUUCCAGCUCACGGUCAAUGUAGUGGCUGUCAUAGUGGCCUUCACUGGGGCCUGCAUCACUCAGGACUCUCCUCUGAAGGCGGUGCAGAUGCUGUGGGUGAAUCUGAUCAUGGACACGUUCGCUUCUCUGGCCCUGGCCACCGAACCCCCCACCGAGGCCCUGUUGCUACGGAAACCCUACGGCCGGAACAACCCGCUCAUCUCACUGACCAUGAUGAAGAACAUCCUGGGCCAUGGAGUGUACCAGCUGGUCAUCAUCUUCACCCUGCUGUUCAUUGGCGAGCGCAUGUUUAACAUCGACAGUGGCCGCAACGCUCCGCUCCACUCCCCCCCCUCUGAGCACUACACCAUCAUCUUCAACACCUUCGUACUCAUGCAGCUGUUCAACGAGAUCAACGCCCGCAAGAUCCACGGAGAGAGGAACGUCUUUGACGGCAUAUUCUCCAACCCCAUCUUCUGUUCCAUCGUUCUGGGGACGUUUGCUGUGCAGAUCGUGAUCGUGCAGUGGGGAGGGAAGCCCUUCAGCUGCGCCCCUCUCAACGUGGAGCAGUGGCUCUGGUGUCUUUUCGUGGGAGUUGGAGAGCUGCUCUGGGGGCAGGUGAUCGCCACAGUGCCGACGGAGCGGCUUCCAUGCCUGAAGGAGGCGGGGCUGGGCCUGGAGCCCGGGGAGGAGGAAGGGGAGGAGCUGGCAGAGGAUGAAGAGGAGAUCGACUGCGCCGAGAGAGAGCUGCGCCGCGGACAGAUCCUCUGGUUCAGAGGCCUCAACCGCAUCCAGACCCAGAUGGAGGUAGUGAGCACGUUCAAGCGAAGCGGUUCGUUUCAGGGAGCGGUGAGACGGCGCUCCUCCGUGCUCAGUCAGCUCCACGACAUGCGAGUGGUGAAAGCAUUCCGUAGUUCGCUGUACGAGGGCCGGGAGAAACCGGAAUCCCGCAACUCCAUCCACAACUUCAUGGCCCACCCGGAGUUCCUCAUCAACGACCUCAUCCAUAACAUUCCGCUGAUCGACGACACUGACGUGGACGACGAAUCAGAGCUCAGCAGAUACCAGCACCUGCACCCGGCCCUCCGCAAGCCGCCACCCCCUCCCACCCAGCCCCAGCCCCCGGCCCGCACCCGCCCCACCCGCCCCUAUCGCCAGUAUAGCCUCCCGGUGACCCCGUGCAACCGAAACAACAACAACAACAGCAGCAGCAGCAGCAGCAGCAGCAUCAGUUCAACGGUUACCCAGGGCAACAACAACAGCGCCAAUGCAGUUGCUCCCAUCAACCGGAGCCCCCAUCACCACCACCACCACCAACACCACCAUAACCAUCAUGGCAGGGACAGGCCGGUGAAACCUUCCGCCCCUCACCUGGCCCAUCUCUACUGCGUGGAGACCUCCUUAUAACUGAGCUGAACGUGGGUCGGGGGGGG
This is a messenger RNA of Seriola aureovittata, 5186 nucleotides long. RefSeq names its product ATPase plasma membrane Ca2+ transporting 3b (gene atp2b3b). The transcript is spliced from 26 exons. Lineage: Eukaryota; Metazoa; Chordata; Actinopteri; Carangiformes; Carangidae. Gene Ontology annotation, cellular component: intracellular membrane-bounded organelle; membrane. Gene Ontology annotation, molecular function: PDZ domain binding; P-type calcium transporter activity; ATP binding. The coding region runs from base 1171 to 5160 and encodes 1329 amino acids. The record is from RefSeq and is a predicted model, not a curated record. Gene Ontology annotation, biological process: calcium ion transmembrane transport; regulation of cytosolic calcium ion concentration.